AUGACAUGCCGGCCGGCAGAGGAGGUCUUGAUUCUAUCCCAGACUACCUGCCAGGCCGUUUCUAGUCUCUAUCUUGAUACCUUGACUAGGGGAUUUGCCACUACCCAUGACUCGCACUGUACCAAUGACGCACUGCAUUAUCGUGGCCCAAGUAGCUAUGGGUAUGCUCGGAGCUUCGUUGGUACCCAUGUCCACCGCAUCUUUGACGUCAAAGUCGGUCAAUUUUGUAUCUUCAACUCGCAAGACAUGCAUGAGGUUGCCGCUAUCGAAUACCCCAAUGCGCCUCGCAUUGUUCUGGCUGGUCAGGCUGCUCCUGUCUAG
Penicillium longicatenatum is the source of this 321-nucleotide messenger RNA. RefSeq lists its product as uncharacterized. The record is from RefSeq and is a predicted model, not a curated record. The coding region runs from base 1 to 321 and encodes 106 amino acids. The transcript has a single exon. Lineage: Eukaryota; Fungi; Ascomycota; Eurotiomycetes; Eurotiales; Aspergillaceae.